This is a messenger RNA of Capronia coronata CBS 617.96, 582 nucleotides long. RefSeq lists its product as uncharacterized. NCBI's taxonomy places the organism in Eukaryota, Fungi, Ascomycota, Eurotiomycetes, Chaetothyriales, Herpotrichiellaceae. Bases 1 to 582 code for a protein of 193 amino acids. The record is from RefSeq and is a predicted model, not a curated record. Gene Ontology annotation, biological process: autophagy of mitochondrion. Gene Ontology annotation, cellular component: mitochondrion. The transcript is spliced from 2 exons.
AUGCCGUGCCCGAUAAGCAUCACCAAGUUCGUCGGGACCAUUUCGCUCGGUCUGCUGACCGGAACAACAUACACUCUCACCACCAUUACUCUGCCCUCGCUUGCCCUCCUCCCGUCGGCGUCGCUAGCAUCACGCACGCUCGCCACCAUCCAGACCAAAUCGACCCGGCACAUCCUGACUUUGGCCUCCAUCUCCUCACUGUCGCUCAUUACGGCGUUCAGCCUCGCCUCUCCGCGCGGCCGGCACCCCUAUCUCCUCUACACCGCGCUCGUGGCGUUCAUUGGAGGCCAGGGCGUCGAAUACUGGUACAACGGCCUGUCACGGUUCCCGCGGGUCAGCCGGGGAGGGAAGAAAGCGUCGUCUUCAGCAGCAGGAUCUGCCUCCGCUAGAGUUCCCAGCCCGGGAGGCUCCGAUAGCAGCGGAUUCAUCGAAGUCGAGCCGCACGCUGGCGACGACCAGGUCAACGGAGAGAAGGUCGAGAUGGAGAUGGCCCGAGAGCGCAAGAUCCAGCUGGUCAGAAGUUGGAUUUCUGGCUUGGGCUUCGCCAUGGGUGUUGUGGGUAUCUGGGGCGAUGGGGCCUGA